AUGCUUGAAGUCAUGAGAAUCUUGCGGCGUGGGGACGGAAAGGGAGUAAUUUGGGACAAAACAACUGAGCCCGCUGGUAAAGGUUUUGAAGGACGAGAUGAGAACGGCAUGCUCGUUGUAGACUCAAUAACCCAAAAACGGAAACGCACCAAGGCCUGUAACGACCACUCUCAGAAGUUGAAGAAGGCCAAACCUCAGAAAGGCCCGAGUAAGGCAGAAGCAUUUGGAAAAGUAAAGGAAGAAGAAACGAUCUCUUCCCAGUUCACCAUAUCCUUAUCUGGCCAUUAUUCCCCCAGCUUCAGCUCCUCUGGUAGCUUUUCUUGCUUCCAGCUUGAUUCACCACCCUCGCCCUUCCCAUCUACCAAUGGAACCACUGAGGUCGUGGCUAUGGUACCAUUGCGCAAAAGGGAACGAACCUCGACCGCUGCGUCAGGGAAAGGAAAAAUGAGAGCCAAGGUGUCCAAAAUUAAACGAGAGGCAGAUUCAGACGAAGAGACAGCAUCGAUGUCUGUGGAAGGAUCAAAAUAUUUCCAUGCUAGCGAUAUGCUUUUCGGGAGAACAGGGGUUGCUGGUCUUGGAGAAGCUGCGGAAAAGGAAAAUGUGCCAGGGUUCCUGAGCUUAGGUAAGGAGGUAGCUGGUCAAAAUAUGGCCCUAAAAUUUAAGGUUCUAGAAAGUGCGACAGCGAGCUCUGCGUCAUCAUUUGGAUACUGUUUUUCCUGGCCUAAUAAUGGAGCGUCUUUCUAUUAUAACGCCGGGGACCACCAGAUUCAAAGCUCUGAUACCCCAGCCAGUGCUGCAGUGUAUCCUACGAGUCUUUGGGGUAGCUGGGCAACGAAGAAUGUGAUUGAUACCGACACCUGGCGCCCUGAUUACCCCCAGCAAAUCUCCCAAAGGGGAACCAACCUUUCCGUCUCAACACAAAGUGCUGAAGUACGAGAAUUCACUGGAAAUCAUGUCGAAAAUUCAGCUGCUGUUACUGAAGAGCAUGGCAUGCUCGUGAUGGAAGAGGAAAAUUAUAUCAACAUCAACAAUUCGGGCGUCUCCUUGGGCGCUUCGGGCUCAUCAAUGAUCUCACAGAAUGACGUUUCUGGAGCUUAUGGUCAACCCCAUCAAGUUCACCUGUUUGGUCUUCCUGCUGAGCCGAUACCCGAGCCACAAUAUACUGAUUGGCUGUACUCAUAUAUGCUAAAUGAUUCGUUAGUUCCUAUGGAAUAA
Messenger RNA from Morchella importuna, 1215 nucleotides. RefSeq lists its product as uncharacterized. The record is from RefSeq and is a predicted model, not a curated record. The coding region runs from base 1 to 1215 and encodes 404 amino acids. The transcript has 2 exons. NCBI's taxonomy places the organism in Eukaryota, Fungi, Ascomycota, Pezizomycetes, Pezizales, Morchellaceae.